AUGGAUGCUGCCCUGUAUGUUAAGCCGAAGACGUGGGGUGACCUGAAGCACUUUCGCGAGCGCCUGGACUUCCUGUGCACUCAGGAUCAUGAGCUGAGCCGGCACCGAGACGCAAAGCAGGUCGUCUUCAUGCCGGGCUGGUCCGCCUUUGCCGAGUCUGCCGAAGCUGCUGUGGGAGUACAGGAGCUGGGCCUUGUCUGGCCUGGCACCGAGCCAAAAGCAUCGCAGGGCUUGGAAAAGAUUGGCUUCAAGCGCAUCUGUGAGGCGGUUGGAGCACCGACCCCGCCCUUUACGGUGCUGUCAGAAGAAGAUGCCAAGUUGGUGGAUCUCACCAAUGCCGAGGCCAAAGAGGCUUGUGUACAGGAUUUCAUGCAGAAGGUCUUGGCCAUGAACUUCUCCGAGAAAGGCCUCAUCAAGAGUAUUCACGGCGGUGGUGGCAAGGGCACUGCCCACCUGCAUCAUCCAGAUCAGCCGGAGGAGGUUCGCAGGGCAGUGGAGAAGGUGAUCACCGAAAUGAAUCGCACUGAUGGGAUCUACUUUGAGCAGCGGGUGAACACGAAAGGUGAUGGACGCUUCUAUCAGAUUGAGCUCGAGGUGGAUGGAGAGACUGUGGCUGAUGGGGGCCGAUUCGUGUGGUUCAACUCGGGCCUGCAGAAGGUGGUGGAGAUUGGCCUCAGCGACGACAAGAUCGACCUGUUUAUGCCACAAGACCUCUAUCAGAAGUCGCGGAAGUGGGCGGGAGACAUUGCCAAGAUGGGAAAGAACAACACAAGGGCUACAAUGGAAGCCCUGGUCUUCAAGAACGAAAAGGGUGAGUACGAGUGCUCGUUCAUUGAGUGCAACCGCCGGCCGCAAGUUGAGAAUGAAGCCUUGGCGCUGCUGCAGACUGACAGCAAGGGCCAUCGCCGCUACACCUUCGCAGAGCUGAUGAUGCGUGCCAAAGGCUACCCAGCGCCGACCUUUGCGCCGGCCAAGGACUGCUCCAUCGUCCUGCAUGCACGGUGGCUACACGGCAACCCGGACAGCCACGGCAAGAUCACCUACCAGGCCGGAAAUAUUUUGGGAAUGACCGGACCUCGGCUGGAUUACAUCAAAGCAGAGCUGCUGGCUCCUGGAGAGAUCUCCUUCACCUCUGAUCCUCAGCUGGGCAAGGCAGUCAUCACGGCAGAUUCCUGGGAUGAGAUGUGCGACAACGCGGCUGAGUACUUCAGGCUGCGCAAGCCUGCAGUCAUGGGAGCAGCCUCCACGUAUGCUCAGACUUUGUACAACCUCUUCACCAGUCCAAGGUUCCGAUCUGGGCAGACAGCGUCAAACGAGACCUUUGCUCACAUUGAGAUCCCAGACUACCCGGAAAGAAGUGUGCUGACAGUUUUGAAGGAGCAGAUUGCUCCGACCAUUGUGAAUGGCUACCGCAAGGGCGAGGGCGUCGAUCCCGAGCGUUACCCGACUCUGGGCGUCACGUCUGCUGUAGAAGAGCUGGGCCAUGAACUGACGAAGUCUGCACCAACCGCCAACAAGUUCACAGCAUUCGCCCGCGGCGAGGCUUCAUACGAGGAGUACAUUGCCGAGCUUCGGGCGAAGCUGGAUAAACAGGGUGGCGGCUGGGUCACCGUGGCCCCACGUGAUACAGCACAGCAAGGCAACGACUCCGAAAGUGCGUCUGUUAGCAACAUCUCCCGGAUAAAUGCUGAAGUUUGGGCAGAGAAAGCCGGCUGUGUGGGCUAUGAGACAGGUGGCGCGCAGUACCAAGCAGGUUUGAUUCGCGGAUUCGAUCCUGCAACGAUCCUCCGCCUGGGCCUCCCUUUCAACAUGCCGGCGCAUUCUCUGCAGCGAUCACAGUAUGUGAAUGGUCUUGCGGAGCUCACUCCCGAGAUCCGCCGUCCCCUCUUCAAUGCCACCGCCGAGAUUGUGGCGCAGCACUACCGGGGCAGGGGCGACAUUCAGAGCUGGGUUCCAUGGAUGCCUUACAACUUCCAUGCUGGCAAUUUUUUCGACGAGCGCACUGCUUACAGUCCUCAGGACGAGACCACGUUGGAGUUGCUGGAAGCCAAAUGCUUGCCAAUGCCAAACUGGGUCUUUUCUCCAAAGUUCCCAUUGGAGGCAUUGAAAAAGUGGACGGAGCGCCAGAUAGACUUGUUCGCGAAGACCGGCCUGCAACUGCAUCAGAUCCGCAUCAAGAAUCCUGGCCAGGGCAAAGACUGGACAGCAGACGCUGUCUGGGCCCACGUCGAGACCAUGAUCGCCACAUUCAAAGCCAAGGGCCUUCCGCCGCCGAUUGUUCACAUCCACAAUCAUGACUUCAACGGAACUGCAGCGCAUGUUGGCGCUGAGCUCUUUCGAAAAGCCCACAAGGCAAAUUUCAGUACGCUGGUUAUUGAUGCUGCCCCACGCAAGAACGGCACCCACAACGACAACACAGUGCUGCUUGAUGCAUUGAAUUUGACCGGAGAGCAGCAUGCAGCCCUUGCAGAGUACAACCACAACCAGCAGCAAAUUGAGAACAUCCUAUGCAGAUUUGAUAGUCGCACCUCACAGAUGACUCCUUGGGACUCAGACUGGGCUGGUGGAACAGAAGGCUCCGACAUCCGCAUUGCUAAAGAAUACUCCUUGGACGUGCGAAAGAUCAACCAUGCGAAGGAGGUAGCCAGCGAGGUCUUCCCCCUGGAGCGGGCGGUCACCCCCUUCUCUGAGUACAAGCUGCGCCUAGGCAUUGCCAUCAUGAUUGAGCCUGGCAUCGAGCCCAAAACGGCAGAUGCGGUACGCCAGUGGGUCAACAAGGGUGGUAAGCUAAAAGUUGGCGGUGAUGUUCUGGUGGGCCUGAAGCGCUGGGAGACACUGGUGCCCAAGACCCCGGAGGUAGACAAGCUCUUGGCAAAUAUGCCCGAGGAGCUCGAGGCCGCGCUCGCCCAGAAAGGAAAGCUCAUUGGUCCCAGUGACCUUCCUGCUCACCUCACAUCAGCUCAACGCCACAACGCUCUGGGAUAUCAGGGCAAGGGGCUGGAGUUCGUGAAAGCGCAGGAGAAGGGUACCGACUUGACGCCACUGCUUCUGGCGCCGACCGUGCUCCACAGCGCGCCAAAGGCCUUGAAACCGGGCUCCAACUUCCAGAUCCUCAUGGACAAGCUGGACGGCGAGCUGCCAAAGAAGGAAGAGAUUGAGUUCGUAGGCUUCGGCCUGGCUCCAGGAGUUGCCAUGGGCCCUGGUAGCCUUGCUCGGGAGUUGGUGCUCAGCUUCCAGCAUGAAGGACAGGUGGUCCAGGUGCAGCUUCCAGACCCAGACGCUAUCGCCAGCGCGGCAACAGCCAGCGGACCUCGUAAGGCCACACCUGGCAACAAGUUCGAGGUACCGACGGUCGUUCCAGGAGAAGUCUUGUCCUAUGCCGUCAAGGUGGGUGACACCCUCGAGAAAGGACAGAUUCUCUGCGUCUUGGAAUCCAUGAAGAUGGAGAUGAAGAUUCCAGUGCCUGACGAGUUGGUCGGCCUGAAGGUGAAGGAUCUUCCUUGCAAGGGCCGGACGAAAGAGAAGCAGGGCGACAUCUUGGCGCCUGGAGAUUUGAUGAUAGAGCUGCAGGAGUGA
This is a messenger RNA of Symbiodinium pilosum, 3576 nucleotides long. Lineage: Eukaryota; Dinophyceae; Suessiales; Symbiodiniaceae. The record is from the annotation of a GenBank genome assembly.